This is a messenger RNA of Radiomyces spectabilis, 1677 nucleotides long. Its product is annotated as kinase-like domain-containing protein. Gene Ontology annotation, biological process: protein phosphorylation. NCBI's taxonomy places the organism in Eukaryota, Fungi, Mucoromycota, Mucoromycetes, Mucorales, Radiomycetaceae. Bases 1 to 1677 code for a protein of 558 amino acids. Gene Ontology annotation, molecular function: ATP binding; protein kinase activity. The record is from RefSeq and is a predicted model, not a curated record. The transcript is spliced from 5 exons.
AUGUUCAAACCUAAAAAGCGGGACCAGCUGCCUUACCGUCGGAGCUUAUCAGCUACGGCCAUUCAGGACCAUCGUCGCGAAGUGACAGCACCAACUAAAGAACCAGAACCACUGGAACCGGUCGUAGCCAGCGCAUCUCCCACGAAAGAUCAUAAAAAGCGUAUCGUUAUGAGUUUGCCGGGUUUGGAGCGUUACAAGCUGAUCAAGAAACUGGGAGAUGGUGCAUUUGCCAAUGUCUAUAUGGCGCGUGACCUGCAGUCAGGCCAGAAGGUGGCUAUUAAAGUAGCUUUCAAGCAAGAGCUAGAUGCAGCAGAGCACGGCAAUCAUCGCCACCUGCAUCCUAAUAUGAAACAAAGGCCAAAGGCCACCGAGCGUGUCAGAAUAUUGAAAGAGGUGCAGAUCAUGCGCGGGGUUCGCCAUCCCAAUAUCGUUCGAUUACAUCAGUUUAUCGAAACCAAGAGUAACUAUUUCCUCAUCAUGGAUCUCUGCAGAGGUGGUGAAAUUUUCCAUCGUCUGGUCGAUUUGACGUAUUUCAGCGAAGCACUCGCACGCCACGUGAUUAUCCAAGUAGCCAAUGCGGUUCGACACCUUCACGAACAAUGCGGCAUUGCCCAUCGUGAUAUCAAGCUUGAAAAUAUUCUUUUUGAUCCUAUUGCCAUCAUCCCUUCGGGUGCUCAACAAAAUGUCGUCAAGGGGCGCGUUGAUGGUGAAAUGAAGCGUGACGAAGGUUUAUUUACGGAAAAUAUAGGCGGCGGCGGUAUUGGCAAAGUGAAGUUGGCCGAUUUUGGUUUAUCCAAAGUGAUCUGGGACAAUUCCACAUUGACUCCAUGUGGCACGGUAGGGUAUACCGCCCCAGAAAUUGUACGUGACCAGAAAUAUUCCAAAUCUGUGGACAUGUGGUCCAUUGGCUGCGUUCUCUACACCUUGCUGUGUGGAUUUCCUCCGUUUUACGACGAAUCCAUCCGCGUUCUUACUCAGAAAAUUGCGCAUGGCCAGUUCACCUUUUUAAGCCCUUGGUGGGAUGCAGUUUCAGCGGAAGCCAAAGAUCUGAUUACUCAUUUGUUGCACGUGGAUCCUCGCGAACGAUACACGAUAGACGACUUUUUCAAGCAUCCAUGGAUUCACGACACUUACCAACGUAUGUACAAGACGAACUCAAUGUCAACGCGAGCCCCGAAAAAACCACCAACGACGCGUACACUUGCUAUCGAAAACGCUAGCCGAAAAGCUAAAGCUGCCAAGCCGAGCAUAGAGCAUCAUGCUUCCAAUGAUCCUCCUUUCCAUUCUCCAGAGCACAAUAAACACGGAGACAAGCAGGACAAGAAUGAUCCAGUGACUCGGGCGUAUCCGCGACCGGUGCAGGAGAACGAGCUGUACUCACCAGGAGUUGCCUCCCUCAAGGAAAUACUCGAUAUUACCUACGCCAUGCAACGAUUAGGUGAAGAGAAGGCAUGGCAGAAGCAGCAAGAAGCGCAGGGUAAGACCCAACCACCCGCACAAGCAGCAACUACCAUGAGAGAACUGCAGUCACCCCAAGGACCCGAUUUCCAACUGAACUUGAAUCAAGCCAGUCUCUUGCGGAACCGACGCAUUGAACGAUUGAACCAGAAAGACCCCGGAGGAGCAGAGGAGUCGUCUCUCCAUAAAGCUGCAUGUGCUGGGCGACAACAUCAAUAA